GCGCAGUUUUGAGAGCACCUUGGCAGUCUACAACCUGGUGGAGGAAGAAGUUCACACACUGGUGACCAAAUCCAACGGUUGCUUGGAGCACUUGGAGUUCCUCAAGAAGAUCCGGGGACUCGAGGAGGAAUUUCACCAGGUCACUUUGUGGAUUGAUGAGGAAGGAGAACCAGAGCUGAGCACGAUGGGAUUGGCGGAAGGCAGCCUGGAGAAAACGGAAGAGUCCUACAGGCGGUUUAAGGACUUUUUCAAAGAAGCCACG
This is a messenger RNA of Pseudonaja textilis, 262 nucleotides long. NCBI's taxonomy places the organism in Eukaryota, Metazoa, Chordata, Lepidosauria, Squamata, Elapidae. The record is from RefSeq and is a predicted model, not a curated record.